CUCACUUCGGCGUACUCGCUCUCGUUCCCUACAGCUGCUUUCCACCCGCUUCACGUUUAAGCAAAACUAUGCCGACGAAGGAGGAACUGCUGAACCAGGCACAAUCGUUGUCCGACCCGAAGCGCGCGGAGGUCCUUUACAAGGAGAUUCUGGCAUCGCCGAUCAGCGAGCAUGCUUCUGUAGAGGAAAAGGAGGCUGAACUCCGCCACCAGGAAACCGCCCUGGUUAAGCUCGGAGAGCUAUACCGGGACCAGAACAAUGCAAAGGGCGUUGCCGAGGUCAUCACUCUGUCGCGCUCCUUUGUGUCUUCCACCGCGAAGGCGAAGACAGCCAAACUCAUCCGAACGCUCCUCGAUUGCUUCAAUACCAUUCCAGAUAGCCAGAAGAUCCAAAUCGAUGUCUUGCAGGAGAACAUUGAGUGGGCGAAGCGGGAGAAGCGGAUAUUCUUGAAGCACAGUCUAGAGACCCGGCUUGUCGGCCUGCAGCUUGAUACGCAACAAUACAAGCCUGCGCUCUCUUUGAUCGAGUCGCUGCUUACUGAGCUGAAGCGACUGGACGACAAACUUGUCCUUACAGAGGUCCACCUCCUUGAGAGUCGAGUGUAUCGCGGAAUUGGCAACCUCGCGAAGGCGAAGGCUGCACUGACUUCCUCGCGUACGGCCGCGAACUCAAUAUACUGCCCGCCCCAACUCCAAGCGCGUUUGGAUCUCCAGUCCGGUAUCCUCCACGCAGAAGACAAGGACUACACUACCGCAUAUUCCUACUUCUACGAGACCUUCGAGAACCUGAGCACACAAGAUGACCCAAGUGCACUCGGCGCGCUCAAGUACAUGCUUCUCUGCAAGGUUAUGUUGAACCUGCCCGAAGAUGUGACAUCAUUGCUUUCCAUCAAGCUUGCGUCCAGGUACGCCCAGCUCCGAGACGUCGAGAGCAUGCGUGCCAUCGCACGGGCUCACCAGAAGCGGAAUCUUGCCGACUUCGAGAAGGCACUCAAGGACUACCAGCAAGAGCUCUCGUCGGACACCACGAUUCGCACACACCUCUCUGCAUUGUACGACACCCUUCUCGAGCAGAACCUCCUUCGGAUUGUCGAGCCCUACUCGGUCGUCGAGAUCGAGUACAUCGCUCAACAAGUCGGACAGGGACGGCAGGCGGUCGAGCUCAAGCUAUCACAGAUGAUCCUCGACAAGGUGUUCCAUGGAGUGCUCGACCAAGGUCGGGGAUGCCUUCUCAUCUUCGAGGAGCCUGAGGCGGAUAGGACGUACGGUGCAGCGAUUGACACGCUGGAGCAGGUCGGCAAGGUCGUGGAUUCACUAUACGCAAAGACUGUAAAACUAGCAUAGGGCCCAUGUAUCUCGUAGUGUCUGUGCAUACGUCAUUCUCCUCUAUCGC
Dichomitus squalens LYAD-421 SS1 is the source of this 1392-nucleotide messenger RNA. Its product is annotated as PCI-domain-containing protein. The coding region runs from base 69 to 1343 and encodes 424 amino acids. The record is from RefSeq and is a predicted model, not a curated record. Lineage: Eukaryota; Fungi; Basidiomycota; Agaricomycetes; Polyporales; Polyporaceae. Gene Ontology annotation, biological process: ubiquitin-dependent protein catabolic process. Gene Ontology annotation, molecular function: protein binding; structural molecule activity. The transcript is spliced from 9 exons. Gene Ontology annotation, cellular component: proteasome regulatory particle, lid subcomplex.